Messenger RNA from Cryptococcus wingfieldii CBS 7118, 651 nucleotides. RefSeq lists its product as hypothetical. The transcript has 4 exons. The record is from RefSeq and is a predicted model, not a curated record. Lineage: Eukaryota; Fungi; Basidiomycota; Tremellomycetes; Tremellales; Cryptococcaceae. The coding region runs from base 1 to 651 and encodes 216 amino acids.
AUGCCCGUGCCCGAGAGCUACGAGGCGUAUAAGAACCCCCAUCUCGCUCUCGUCUUUCAUCUAUUCACUCCAUCAACAAUCAUCCACCUUACACCUCCGCCUAUCCCACAACUUGAGCUUCACAUCAUGCGCUUCACAACCUACACCCUCCUCGCCCUCCUCACCCUCACCUCCGCCUUCGCCCUCGCAGCUCGCGACCCCGCAACGGACAAAGCCCCACCCAAGAAGACCAACAAGGCCCCACCCAAGGGUAACAACGGCUCUCCCCACCCGCGCGCUACCAACGCUCCAAGGGCUGAUGAGUAUCCGGGCCUCGCUCGUGUGAUCAAACCUGCGGGGAUGACUAUGGCAGAGUUUCAAGACGCAAUGAGAAAGGUCGCUGACAAUGCCCCAUGUUUUGGGGUGGGGGUUGACAGAUUUGAAGAUCUCUGUCCCCGAUUUUACGGCGAUCAACAAGAAGGCGACUAUCCCAGAUGGGUCCGAACCAGUUUCCAAGCAGAGAAUUUGGGUUCUGUCAAGCGAUAUGACCCUAAUGAUGUCGCUACUGUCAAUUGCGUCUACCAGCCGUCCCAAGCCAAGGUCCUUACGAACAUCGGUAUCGACGUUGCCGAAGCCCUCGGCGGUGACGGGAUCUACACCAUCCUUGCUUGA